ACUGCCGAUAAAUCCCACCGAAGAAGAAGAAGACGACGCGAGACUCCUUCCCUCUCUCCCUUCCAGAAAAUUCAGCGUGACUGACGUUUCGUGUCUCAAUAGACUUAAAAAUGCGUUACGUGGCCGCUUACCUCCUGGCUGUGCUCGGUGGCAACACCAGCCCCUCCUCAAAGGACAUCAAGACCAUCCUGGGGAGUGUUGGAAUCGAGGCCGAAGCUGAGCGCCUAGACAAGGUUGUCAAUGAAUUAAAUGGAAAAGACAUCAAUGAAGUCAUGAACUCUGGCCUCUCUAAGUUGGCCUCCGUGCCAGCAGGUGGUGCUGUGGCAGCUCCUGCAGCUGGCGCUGCAGCUGGCACUGCUCCUGUUGCUGCGGAAGAGAAAAAGGAGGAGAAGAAAGAGGAAUCUGAAGAGGGAUCUGAUGACGACAUGGGAUUCGGCCUCUUUGAUUAAUUUUUCUUCCGUGAGAAGUGAAAAAACAAUAAAAUUUGAAAUUGUUACCAGAAA
Salvelinus sp. IW2-2015 is the source of this 503-nucleotide messenger RNA. It is a transcript of the gene rplp2, whose product is annotated as ribosomal protein, large P2. The record is from RefSeq and is a predicted model, not a curated record. Gene Ontology annotation, biological process: cytoplasmic translational elongation. Lineage: Eukaryota; Metazoa; Chordata; Actinopteri; Salmoniformes; Salmonidae. Gene Ontology annotation, molecular function: structural constituent of ribosome. Gene Ontology annotation, cellular component: cytosolic large ribosomal subunit; ribosome.